Messenger RNA from Gekko japonicus, 2265 nucleotides. It is a transcript of the gene SLC35E1, whose product is annotated as solute carrier family 35 member E1. Gene Ontology annotation, molecular function: antiporter activity. Gene Ontology annotation, cellular component: Golgi apparatus. Lineage: Eukaryota; Metazoa; Chordata; Lepidosauria; Squamata; Gekkonidae. The transcript has 7 exons. The coding region runs from base 1 to 1146 and encodes 381 amino acids. The record is from RefSeq and is a predicted model, not a curated record.
AUGUACCUCAUGGGUUUCCGUAGCGACAGAGGUGGCCUCGCCGGUCGGGAUGGCGUCGCCGGGACCUCCGCCGUCGGCCGCACCCCCUCCCCCGUCGUCUCCCGCCUCUUCCGCGGGGGGCCGCGGCCCGUCUCGCUCUGCCACGUCCUGGGCCUGGUGGCGCUGCUGCCCCCCCUGCUGCGCGCCUGGCGCGUCCCCGCCGCCGGCCCCUCCCAGCUGCCGCCCCGUGCCUACCCCCGAAUCAUCCUCCCGCUCGCCUUUGGCAAGUACCUCGCCUCCAUCAGCGCCCACGUCUCCCUCUGGCGCGUGCCCGUCUCCUACGCCCACACCGUGAAGGCAACUAUGCCUAUCUGGGUGGUUCUGCUGUCAAGAAUCAUAAUGAAGGAAAAACAGACUACAAAGGUGUAUUUAUCCCUCAUCCCCAUCAUCGGUGGAGUUCUGCUGGCAACAGUCACAGAGCUGUCAUUUGACACGUGGGGGCUUGUGAGUGCCCUUGCUGCAACUCUCUGUUUCUCUCUUCAGAACAUUUUCUCUAAAAAGGUACUGAGAGACUCGCGAAUACACCAUCUCAGGCUGCUGAACAUCCUUGGGUGCCAUGCUGUGUUCUUUAUGAUCCCAACGUGGGUCCUUGUUGAUCUUUCUUCCUUCCUUGUAGAGAAUGACUUGAGUUCGAUGGCCCACUGGCCUUGGACCGUCCUCCUCCUGGCCAUCAGUGGCUUCUGCAACUUUGCCCAGAACGUCAUUGCCUUCAGCAUCCUGAACCUCAUCAGCCCGCUGAGCUACUCUGUCGCCAACGCCACCAAGAGGAUCACAGUCAUCACAGUCUCCUUGAUCAUGCUCCGCAACCCUGUGACUACUACCAACGUGCUGGGCAUGAUGACGGCCAUCCUGGGGGUGUUCUUAUAUAACAAGACAAAGUAUGAUGCAAACCAGGAAGCAAAGAAGCACUUCCUUCCAAUGACAACAGGGGACCUUGUGAACCUGGAGCGUCACCGGAGCACGCCUGAGAAGUCUCAGAAUGGACUUGCAUCAUUCACACAACGUGGGGACUUCCAGUAUGGCAGGAACAACGUUCUAACUGAUCACUUUCAGUAUAGCCGGCAAAGCUAUCCAACUGUCUACAACUCCAAUCGGUAUGAUAUAUAGUGUGUGGGGGCCUGUUCGUGGCACAGACUGUUGACGCAGGGUUUCCCCCCCCAGCAUGCCUGUUGGGGCUUCAAAGAGACAUCUUGGCUGCUUGUGUUGCACAAAGGAAGGUCCCUGCGCUAGAAGACUUGAGGGGCCUUUUCCCUCUGAAGUGGAGGCCUCUCUUUACCAAGCAGUUUCUCAAUGGAAACAGGAUGCUGCAGCAAGUUGUGUAGGACAUCCUUGGGUGGAGACUGGCAAAGAAAGCAAGAGCCCCAGUCUUCAUCUCUCUGUAGCUGCUGUGCCCCUGAACCUCUUGGUUGCUGGCAGCUAUGUGGCCAGUAUUUCAUCUUGCAACCUCCCCACUGGAUUGUGGAUUUGCACGCUGCCUUGCUGUUUUGUUCAGAAGCUGCUUUCAGAGUGUAGUUUGCAAAGAGCAGCACUCCUUGUCCCUUCCUCUGUGAAGCUUCUUGACAAAGAGAAGUGAGAGUGGGUAGCACUUAUGAGGUGGGGGCAUGUGUGCGUGAAUAGCUGUCUGUCUCGUCCUCUGGCUCACAUAUCAUUGCAAAGGGGUGUUGGGAAAGGCCUUUGAUGCUUUCAAUUCAGUGUUGGUUCAGGUAUGUAGGAGACAGAACAGUAGCGAGUUCAAAAGAAUCAUGUACCAGAAGGGUUUACUGUCAUUAAUGUGUGAUAUGGACCUCAAAGACUUCUGUUAGUUCCUUUCCCCUUUAAAUCAUGAGAUCCAGCAUCUUUUUCAGUGACCUGAGCAAUAAAACACACUCCUCAUUAAAGAUGCACAUUUGGAACAGUGCUAGCUUAAGCAGUCAUAACCUUAGUGUUAACAUUUUGCAAUGGUGGAGACCUCAGAUGCUGGGUAUUUCCUGGAUUUCUCUCCAUUUUGCAGGAAGUUGUGUGUGUAGGCAUGUUUUCAAUUGCUUUUCAUUAUGGUGUGUUACAGAACUUUGGCAUCUGUAUUGUAACUCAAGUGUAUUUGUUUGGAGCACCUGCUGCUCUUGUUCAGGUUUCUCUUCUUUGGUGUAUCUGGCCGUUUUCUGUUCCCCACCUGGCCCCAAGUCCUGCUUUUGGAGUUGGAGUGUCCAGCCAUUGUAUGGCACUGUUGUGAAUUUAAGCCCAAAUCAG